Molecule: messenger RNA, 2304 nt
Organism: Benincasa hispida (wax gourd)
Lineage: Eukaryota; Viridiplantae; Streptophyta; Magnoliopsida; Cucurbitales; Cucurbitaceae
Source: RefSeq, a predicted model, not a curated record
UCUUCUUCUUCCAAAUUUGCGGUGGUGAUUGAAUUAGUUAAGCAUCAUCAAUGGCAUUGUGCGGACCGAGCCACCAGCUCGCUUUAAUCUCCGGCAACGGGCAACAGAGAACAAGAUCACAUAGCAGAACCAAAAGAGGAUUCAUAAAAUUUCAGGCAUCGACGAGCUCUGAAGCGGCGGUGUUCGAGGAGGGGCAAUUAGAGCGGCCCAAUUGGUCUGGACAGACCCCUUUGUCUCGCCUUGUCGGUGCUCUCAUUUCCUUCAAACCCCUCUAUUCCAUUCUUAAGCUCGGCGCCAGACAAGUUUUAAUCAGUACAGCGGAGAAGAAGAACAUUCCAUGGCGAAACCUGACUUCCGAUAUUUUGGAGUCAGACGUUUAUAAGGAACUCGAGAGUGUUCAAAAUCCCUCCAUUGUCUAUCCUGAUUAUUACCUAAAGCCUUUCCAUGCAUAUGACGAGGGUAAUCUCUCAUGGCUUGCUGCAGCAGAAGUACAGCCCGCAACCAUGUCGAUGAUUAUGCGAGCGGUACCGAAUGCCUCUUCGGUAGAUGAAGCGAAGGAAAUAGUAUUUGGAAAUUGGCUUCGUAGGAUUGAAGAGCAUCAUCUGAAGUAUUCAGGAAACCCUAUUCUAGACAUUCUUGACAUUGGUUGUUCAAUAGGUUUUGGUACAAGGCAACUGGCUGAUAAGUUUCCAACAGCUAAAGUAACAGGACUUGAUUUGUCUCCUUACUUCCUUGCUGUGGCUCAAUACAUGGACAAGAAAAAAGCUCCAAGAAAGAAUGCAAUAAGAUGGUUGCAUGGAAAUGGAGAAGACACUAGCUUGCCUUCAAGAUCUUUUGACUUACUUUCCAUUUCUUAUGUGUUCCAUGAAUGUCCCCAUGUAGCAAUAGUGAACAUCCUCAAGGAAUCAUUUCGAGUUCUUCGGCCUGGUGGCACAAUUGUAAUCACUGACCAAGCGUCUAAAUCAAAGGUUGUUCAGGAAUUGUCCCCAGUACUUUUUACCUUAUUAAAAAGCACAGAACCUCAUCUAGAUGAGUAUCACCUUACUGAUUUGGAAGAAAAGAUGAGAGAAGUUGGCUUUGUGAAUGUGACAUCAAGACUCACAGACCCAAGACAUGUUACAAUAACAGCAACAGUUCCACUUUUCAUUUUGAUUUUCUCAAAUCCAUCUUUCAUUUCAAGGAAUUGUUUUUUUCGUGUUUCUCUGAUCUCGAUUUUGAUCUCACGAUCUCUCGGAUCUCCUUCUUAUUUCUCCAUGGAGGAGGAGCAGCAGAAGAAGGCGAAGGAUCAAGAACUCUUAGUGGAUCACGAAGAGAAUGAAGCAAUUGAGCUUGUUCUAUUUCAAGUUUCUGAAUGUUAUGUCUAUUUGAUACCGCCAAGAAAAAGUGCGGCUUCCUACAGGGCUGAUGAAUGGGAUGUGAAUAAAUGGGCCUGGGAGGGAAAACUAAAAGUCCUUAGUAAGGGAGAAGAAUGCAUUAUCAGACUUGAAGAUAAGACCACAGGUGAAUUAUAUGCCCGGGCAUUCUUGAGAGAUGGAGAACAGCAUCCAGUUGAACCUGUAAUUGAUAGCAGCAGAUAUUUUGUUCUUCGCGUAGAAGAGAAUAUUGAUGGUCGCCUCCGGCAUGCAUUUAUUGGCAUAGGAUUUCGAGAAAGAACGGAGGCUUAUGACUUCCAAGCAGCUUUGCACGAUCAUAUGAAAUAUCUCAACAAAAAGAAGAGUGCAGAAGAGAUGGAACAACAGUUUCAGAAUACAUCCUCAGUUGAUUACAGUCUGAAAGACGGCGAGACUAUAGUUCUUCAAUUAAAAAGCAACAAAAGCACUAGCAACGUCAAGAAGUCUUCUGAUCUGGAUCAUGUGAAAAUUUCUUCAUCUGAAGAAGGCAACACAAAAAAAGAGUCAAUUUUUUGUAUCAAACCACCUCCCCCUCCUCCAGCUCCACUUUCACCUGUUACAUCCCAAAAGUCUCCUACAAAUCUACCACAAAAUAUCAAUUUGGAAGAACCUUCUAAGCACAAGACAUUAGAACCUGCAAAAGAAGACUCCAAUGCUGCUGAAGGUCAAAGCACACUUGAUGUACCUGAUGAUGAUUUUGGAGAUUUUCAGACAGCUGGGUGAUGACAUGGACUGUGACAUGGCACUUGUACAUUCUCGAAUACUCUAAUCGUCUUCGGUUUUCAGUAGAUUCACGCUACAAAUUGCUUAGUUUUCACAAGAUAUCUUAUGUACUGUUGUUAACCUUUGUUGUGAAAUUAGCUUGAAGAGUUUCCAAUAAAGAGUGAUCCCAAAAUGAUGUGAUUUUACCAAA